ACACUGGUGAGGUCAGCAUCAUGCUACAAUUUAAAGCGCAGAGAGGAGUUUCGUGACAGCUUCGCACUGCUGGUUAUUAUAAUAGAGAGUGAUUUGGGAAGCAGACCUCGCUCUCGCGAUGGAGUCGCGCGCCGCCAAAAGAGAAAUCAUUCAGAGGGUGUUUGUGAACCGGAGUUUGACGCUUGAAAACAUCAAGUGUUAUGGCUUCGACAUGGAUUACACUCUGGCAGUGUAUAAGUCUCCAGAGUAUGAGAGUCUGGGCUUUGAGCUGCUCAGGGACAGGCUGGUGUCUAUGGGAUAUCCACACGAGCUGCUGGGUUACAUGUACGACCCCACCUUCCCCACACGAGGUCUGGUGUACGAUACCACGUAUGGUAACCUGUUGAAAAUAGACUCCAAUGGAAACAUCCUGGUAUGCACUCACGGCUUUGAGUACCUGAGAGGCGAAAAGGUAGAUGAGUAUUAUCCAAACAAGUUCAUCCAGAGGGACGACACGAACCGCUUCUACAUCCUCAACACGCUUUUCAACCUAACAGAGACAUAUCUGUAUGCGUGCCUGGUUGACUUUUUCACCAAAAGCAGCAGAUACAAAAAUUGCAUGAAAGGGUUCAAACACGGUGACUUGUUCAUGUCACACAGAAGCAUGUUUCAGGACGUGAGGGACGCCAUGGAUUACCUUCACGAAACGGGGACUCUGAAGGAAAGAACUCUGAAGAACCUGGACAAGUAUGUGAUUAAAGAUCCUCGUCUUCCUGUGUUACUGGGCCGCAUCAAAGAGGUCGCCAAAGUGUUCCUGGCCACUAACAGUGACUUCAAUUACACCGAGGCAAUUAUGAAAUACUUACUGGAUUUUCCGUCUGGCUCUAAGAACCCCAAGAAACCGUGGCGCUCCUACUUUGAUCUGGUGGUGGUGGACACGAAGAAGCCCUUGUUCUUUGCAGGGGGCACAGUGUUACGACAGGUAGACACGGACACUGGGAAGCUGCGUAUUGGCACAUACACCGGAGACUUUCAGCAUGGGACGGUGUAUUCUGGAGGUACUCCGAUGUUCUUCUCAUCAGGAUGUGUUCACAAAUGCACUCCUCUGGCUUAUGUCAGUUAUCCUUAUUCAACCCCUUUCUUAGGAUCUUCUGAUAUUGUCUGUGAUUUGCUGGAUGUUAGGGGGAAAGACAUCCUCUAUGUGGGGGAUCACAUCUUCGGCGAUAUCCUCAAGUCAAAGAAACGUCAAGGCUGGAAGACUUUCCUGGUGGUUCCUGAGCUUGUGAAGGAGCUGCAGGUGUGGGCUGACAAAGCCAGCAUGUUUGAGGAGUUAAAACACCUUGACAUCUUCCUGGCAGAAUUAUAUCAGGAUUUGGACAGUGGAAGUCAAGAGUGCCCGGAUAUAACUGUAAUUCAGAACAAGAUAAAGAUGGUGACGUACGGCAUGGAUCUGUGCUAUGGGAAAAUGGGCAGUCUUUUACGCUGUGGCUCCACAAAAACCCUCUUUGCCAGUCAGUUACUGCGCUAUGCUGAUAUAUACUCAACCUGCUGCCUAAACCUCCUGAACUACCCCUUCAGCUUCCUCUUCAGAGCCCCUCUUGUCCUGCUGCCACACGAGGCCGCAGUGGAGUCUCAGACUAAAGAGCAGAUCCCAGAGCUGUCCGAGCACAUGCUCAGAUCCACCAGCAUCACGUGGCAAUGCGAGUGUGAAGACGGUGACUGUGGACAAGAAGAUAACUGUGCCCGAAAUAACCCACCUGCAUCCACAGAGACAUGAGGACUGAAUUCUUUCUUUAUUCUGUGUGUUUUUUACUGCUGUAAAAAUGUUUUACUUUAACAUUAUCCAUUCCUGUGUUUAACCUGAGUAUUCAUACACUGCACCGGUGUGGUUAAUAUGCAGUAUUUACUUCUGGCAGGUAAUUGUGAUUUAAAAGGAAUUUUAAAGUUUUUUUAUGUUAACAAGUUCUUUAAGUUAACAGCUUUUGUGUUGUUAUUUGUAAAGCAAAUGUAAAUCUUUAUUUAACCAUUUUAUAAAACUUUUAUAUUCUGUGUAUUUAAGACCUUUGGUAGAAUGUAGCUACUCCGUCUUUUGUACCUCAGUCAUGAACGCAUGAAAACUGAAGAACUGGGUUGCAGGAUUUUGAAAUCAAAUGUUUAUUUGCAUAUGUUUAUCAUAUAUCCUCCCAUGUGACAGAAUCCCAAUAAUGCAGGGAUUGACAUAAGUAGAAAGUCACUUUUAAAAAACAUUCGAUAACUUAAUAGUCCUAGGCUAUACCUAUUUAUGCAUUUACUAUUUUUCAGAAGCAUAUGGAAAAAAAUAUUAAAGCGCUAUAUUUUA
Carassius carassius (crucian carp) is the source of this 2317-nucleotide messenger RNA. Its product is annotated as cytosolic purine 5'-nucleotidase-like. The record is from RefSeq and is a predicted model, not a curated record. The transcript is spliced from 17 exons. NCBI's taxonomy places the organism in Eukaryota, Metazoa, Chordata, Actinopteri, Cypriniformes, Cyprinidae. Gene Ontology annotation, molecular function: 5'-nucleotidase activity. The coding region runs from base 119 to 1756 and encodes 545 amino acids.